Aplosporella prunicola CBS 121167 is the source of this 234-nucleotide messenger RNA. RefSeq lists its product as uncharacterized. The transcript is spliced from 4 exons. Gene Ontology annotation, cellular component: RNA polymerase III complex; RNA polymerase II, core complex; RNA polymerase I complex. Lineage: Eukaryota; Fungi; Ascomycota; Dothideomycetes; Botryosphaeriales; Aplosporellaceae. The coding region runs from base 1 to 234 and encodes 77 amino acids. Gene Ontology annotation, molecular function: DNA-directed RNA polymerase activity; zinc ion binding; DNA binding. The record is from RefSeq and is a predicted model, not a curated record. Gene Ontology annotation, biological process: transcription by RNA polymerase II; transcription by RNA polymerase I; tRNA transcription by RNA polymerase III.
AUGAUCAUCCCCAUCCGAUGCUUUUCCUGCGGCAAGGUCGUUGGUGACCUCUGGGACCGCUUUGUUGCCCUGAUUGAGGAGGGUCUGAGCGACGGUGACGCUAUGGACCAGCUCAAGCUCAACCGUUACUGCUGCCGUCGCAUGGUCAUGACCCACGUUGACCUGAUCGAGAAGCUCCUCAAGUACAACAAUGCCGAGCGCGAGAUCCAGCGCAUGCGCGCGGCGGGCGCCUAG